CCGCCCCCGGCCGCCAUUGCCGGGCCUGUGGGGCCGCUCUGCGCAGCUCGCUGGCCCUCCGUCGCCAAGCGGAAUAGCGGGGUGGCCCGCUGGACAGGGCACCCGUCCCUGACCGAGCCCGCGUCUUUCCACGGCCAGCGCGCACGGUCCCCAGACAGUGCACCUGCCGGCGGUCCCAACCCAACGGGAGAAGUGGACAUGAGGUUGGCAGGCCCCCUGCGCAUUGUGGCCCUAGUCGUCACUGUGGGUCUCACUUGGAUCAUAGGCAGCAUCCUCCUGGGUGGGCCUGGCAGUGGCUUUCCUCGCAUCCAGCAACUCUUCACCAACCCAGAGAGCGCUGUGACUGCAGAGCCACGGGCCAGGAAGUACAAGUGUGGCUUGCCUCAGCCAUGUCCUGAGGAACACCUGGCCUUCCGCAUGGUCAGUGGAGCUGCCAACGUCAUUGGGCCCAAGAUCUGCCUCGAGGACAAGAUGCUGAUGAGCAGUGUCAAGGACAACGUGGGCCGUGGGCUGAACAUCGCCCUGGUGAAUGGGGUCAGCGGUGAGCUCAUUGAGGCCCGGGCUUUUGACAUGUGGGCUGGAGAUGUCAAUGACCUGUUGAAGUUCAUUCGGCCACUGCACGAAGGCACUCUAGUGUUUGUAGCAUCCUACGACGACCCAGCCACCAAGAUGAACGAAGAGACCAGGAAGCUUUUCAGCGAGCUGGGCAGCAGGAAUGCCAAGGAGCUAGCUUUCCGGGACAGCUGGGUAUUUGUGGGGGCCAAGGGCGUGCAGAACAAGAGCCCCUUUGAGCAGCAUGUGAAGAACAGUAAACACACCAACAAGUAUGAGGGCUGGCCCGAGGCGCUGGAGAUGGAGGGCUGCAUCCCGCGGAGGAGCAUGGCCAGCUAGCAUGGCGGGCCAGGUGCAAGGGCGAGGACGCCACCGGCGCUGCCAGCACAGGGCUGAGGCCCCUACCCCGUGCCUCACAGGGAGGCAGGAACAUUCCCUGACCCCAGCACAUAGGACUCCAAGAUGGGACCGUAUCUUGGACGCACAAUGUGGGGUUGCAGGGGCUGGCCCCAUUGCACUUUGUCAUGGGAACCCAGGUAGCUGUCUCCUUUUCUUAAAGCUGCUUCCCUGAUGAGGCCCCAGCCCCCUUUCCUCCUGGGCCCCUCCUGCCUGGAGGGGCCCUGGGUGCUCACCCCUCUCCCUGGAUGAGGUGGCUAGCGGCUACCUGGCAGGCUAGAGCAUCUUCUGGAACUUCCCAGCAGUGCAGUCUGAAUGUACUUCCAGAGCGAGUCCGCCCUGUGAGCCAUACCUGGUGGCCACUUCUGAAAGCCCAAGUGCAGGCUGCCUCCUGCCUCAUCCUCCACCUGAGAUGGAGAGGUAGCCUGAGCCUGAUCACACCGCGUGGGGUGGCUUCCGUGCUUUGUCAGAGGGCCUGCCUUCUAGAUGACCUCUUAAUAAAUUCUUGGCCCUCGGCGGAAUAAAGUGGAUUCAGAUGUUGUCA
Lepus europaeus (European hare) is the source of this 1492-nucleotide messenger RNA. RefSeq names its product FAM3 metabolism regulating signaling molecule A (gene FAM3A). Lineage: Eukaryota; Metazoa; Chordata; Mammalia; Lagomorpha; Leporidae. The record is from RefSeq and is a predicted model, not a curated record. Bases 199 to 891 code for a protein of 230 amino acids. The transcript has 10 exons.